Messenger RNA from Medicago truncatula (barrel medic), 721 nucleotides. Its product is annotated as protein transport protein Sec61 subunit beta. The coding region runs from base 131 to 454 and encodes 107 amino acids. Gene Ontology annotation, cellular component: Sec61 translocon complex. The record is from RefSeq and is a predicted model, not a curated record. Gene Ontology annotation, biological process: intracellular protein transport. Lineage: Eukaryota; Viridiplantae; Streptophyta; Magnoliopsida; Fabales; Fabaceae. The transcript has a single exon.
UAAUUUGUUUUGUAGUCGCAACCCUUAUUGCGAUCCUAUACUAACUACUAAAGUCUUUAUUUUCACCCACUUUCACUUUCCCCUUCUAUUUCCUCUAAACACCUUCUCCCACUCCUCCAUCAUCCUCAUCAUGGCUAAAGGCGCAUCUCAAUCUCAAUCAUCAACCUCCACAUCCUCCCGUCCAGGAGGAGGCGGACUCGCCGCUCCACGCGGCUCCGCUGCCGCCACUGCCGGCAUGCGUCGUCGCCGUCUCACCUCCGGAAACAGCACCGCCAGCGUCGGAGGUGGAUCUAGCGGAGGAAGCAACAUGCUGAGAUUCUACACUGAUGAUGCACCUGGUUUGAAGAUUUCUCCUACGGUUGUUUUGGUUAUGAGUCUCUGCUUCAUUGGUUUCGUCACCGCACUUCAUGUGUUCGGGAAGCUUUAUCGUUACAAAGCUGGUGCUGGUGUAUAAUUCAAGGAUCCGAAUCCGAUUCUGGAUCUGAGAGUUUGUUUACUUUUCGGAUCUUGAUCGAUCCAUUUCAGAAGUGCUUUGUUUUCGUUUCGUUGUUCUUUAAUUAGAAACUGUUUAAUUUUACUGUUUUUUUCUUACUAAGUUCUAUUGAAGUUGCUUGGUUAGUUUUUUUUUUUUUUUUUGAGGGAAGUUGCUUGGUUAGUUUUGUUUCUUCAUUUUCUGAUUAUGCGUUGUUGAAUGAUUUAUGUGAAUUAAUUUACUUUAGCA